AUAAAAUAAAAAAUGUGAUUGCCGUCUAGAUGCCAUCCGAUCCAACAUUUGCAUUAUUUAUUUGAUUUGCAAUUUCAAUACAUGCCGUGCAUGUAUCUUCUUUCUAAAGUUAUAUAAAUAGCUAGCAAAUCAAGAUUAACCGCAACAUAAAAUUUCCUACAGAUCGAAUAAAUUUGCCUUUGAUCUCUAGAGGAAAACCCUAAACCAUAGUUGAUACAAUGUCUGUCCCUGAUUUAGCGUCUGACCUAGUUCAAACCCCGAAUAUUACUGCCACUCCUGAUGUUACUCGAUGUUCAGCUAAUUUUUCCCCGGGCAUUUGGGGUGAUCAUUUUCUGUCAUAUGCUUCCACGGAAGCGGCAGACAGUAAAAGUAUGAACCAUGUCAAAGACUUGAAGGAAGAACUGAAGAGGAUGAUAAUGGCUCCAGCGAAAAGGCCUUCACAAAAGUUGCACUUCAUCAACCACAUUCAGCGCUUAGGUGUCUCAUACCAUUUCGAAGAUGAGAUUGACCAAAUUUUGCAGCAAGUUCACCGAGAAGAAGAAUAUGAUGAUCUUUGCACCACUGCUCUAAGCUUUCGAUUGCUUAGACAACAUGGUUAUAACGCUUCAUGCAAUAUGUUUAACAAGUUCAAGGAUGGUGAUGGGAAAUUUAAAGAAUCGCUUGUUAAUGAUGUAGUCGGCCUGUUAAGCUUGUAUGAAGCCUCGCAUCUUCAGAUGCCUGGGGAGGAUUUACUAAACGAGGCACUAACCUUCUCCACCGCUCAUCUCAUGUCUGCAGCACACCGUUUAAGCUCAUCAUCUCAGCUUUCAAAACAAGUAACUCAUGCCUUGUAUCAGCCCCUUUGGAAGGGCAUGCCAAGGAUUGAAGCGAGGCAUCACUUGUCUCUUUACCAAGAAGAUGAUGCACAUAACGAAACUCUUCUGAAUUUUGCAAAGUUCGAUUUUAACACUGUGCAGAAAGUCCAUCAGAAAGAACUGAGCGAAAUUACGAGGUGGUGGAAGGAUUUCGACUUUGCAAACAAGCUACCUUUUGCAAGAGACAGGGUAGUUGAGGCCUAUUUUUGGGCUUUGGCAGUCUACUUUGAGCCGGAAUAUUUCUUUGCCCGGAUGGUGUCAGCCAAAGCUACUGCUAUAAUUACAGUCAUUGACGACAUAUACGAUGUGCAUGGCACGUAUGAAGAAUUAGAGAACUUUACUGAAGCUAUUGAGAGGUGGGACAUUUCUGCUGUUGAUCAACUGCCAGAUUAUAUGAAAGUGUGUUAUGAAGUGCUGUUGAAUUUCUUCACCGAGCUUGAAGGAAGUCUAACGAAUAAGGGAAUCUUAUACCGCCUCCACUAUGCGAGAGAAGGAUUUAAAGUUCAAGUCAGAGCUUACUUCCAGGAAGCAAAAUGGUUCAAACAAAAGUACACACCAACAAUGGAAGAGUAUAUGUCUGUCGAACGCUAUACAUCCUUUUUCAUGGUAGCAGUAGUGUCAUUUGUUGGAAUGGGAGUUAUUGUUACAAAAGACUCCAUGGAUUGGGUUUUCAGUGAACCUAAGAUUUUAAAGGCCACAUCUAUAAUUGGCAGACUCAUGAAUGAUCUUGUAGGCCAUAAGUUUGAGCAAAAGAGAGAACACAUUGCAUCAGCCGUGGAAUGCUACAUGAAGCAAUAUGGCGUCACAGAAGAAGAAGCAGAAGUCGAGCUAACUAAACAAGUGAAUGACGCAUGGAAAGACAUAAACGAAGUGUGGCUCGAUGCCACCUCUAUCCCUAGGCCCCUACUCUUGCGGAUUUUGAACUUUGCACGUUCUAGUGAAGUUCUAUACAAGGGUGAAGAUGUGUACACACAUUCUGAAAAUGUGCUCAAGGGUUAUGUAGUUUCACUCUUUAUCGAACCCGUGCCCAUAUAAGCCUAAAAUCUGGACGUUUUCUCUUUUCUGCAAAAUAAAGUCCUUCGUUGUCGUAAAAUAAGCAAUUUCCAAGACAGCUAGUACUUGCUGCCAGAUGAAAUGAGGUUUGAAUAAAGUUUAUUUGUUGGAUUGUCUCGUUGUUAUUAUACUAAAUACGCUCCAUAGGGAGAGAGAGAGAGGCACUCGCUUCUCUCUCCUUAUCCCUUAGUCUUCCUCUACCCUUACCUAUGAUAGUGCUCCGGCGGUGGCAGGUUUCCUUGUUUUUCCUUUUUUCAACCUAGAUCGAUUAUGCAUCCAACAGUAUCCUCCGUACUUCAAAUUCCAGAUUCUUCACGAAGAAAGUGCAUAGCCUUCUCACCCAUCAAUUUCAAUUUCAGUCAAGGACCGUCUGUUAUUCAGAGCUCUGAAAGCAAUGGUGAAUUGUGUUUCCCAGAAAGACAGGGAGGCUUUUUAACCACUGCCUUUCUCAAUCUAUUCCUCUUUUUUCAUUUCUCUUUGGUUCCUGUUCUUGUCUGGGGUUCGGCUGGUUGAGAGUAUUAGUUUCUUCCUUGCUCAUGGAAUUUGUAUUAUAAUGAUACUUCAUAUCUUUGGGUGGGAUAUGCCUGGGUGUUCAUGUGAUAGGGUGAUUUGGAUACCUUUCAGGCUCUUGUUGGAAAGUAUGGUAAUGUCUCUGUGUCACCAAGAGGACCGCUUUACUCUUCUUAUUGGACUCUACGUGUACGUUUACUCUUGUUGGGUUUGUGGUAUUUUUUACUUUCUCCUUUUUUGUAAUCUUAACACAAAAGUUGGGUGUUUGUUUGUAAACUUUUAUGUUUGAAUAAAAAAAAAUUAUCAU
Rosa rugosa (rugosa rose) is the source of this 2724-nucleotide messenger RNA. Its product is annotated as (-)-germacrene D synthase-like. NCBI's taxonomy places the organism in Eukaryota, Viridiplantae, Streptophyta, Magnoliopsida, Rosales, Rosaceae. Gene Ontology annotation, molecular function: terpene synthase activity; magnesium ion binding. The record is from RefSeq and is a predicted model, not a curated record. The transcript is spliced from 7 exons. Gene Ontology annotation, biological process: diterpenoid biosynthetic process. The coding region runs from base 219 to 1889 and encodes 556 amino acids.